AUGACUUCACUAUCUGACAGCGGGGACCCAGCGGCUCUCACGAAAUACUUCACGACCACGACUGGUACUUCCUAUGCCUACGACUAUGUUCCAGCCACUGGCGGCCGGAGCACCCUCCUUCUGCUCCACGGUUUCCCCUCGACGCGUGCAGAUUGGCAUCGGCAGUUUCAGACACUAUCAAGAGCUGGUUACGGAGUGCUUGCUCCUGAUAUGCUCGGCUUCGGCGCCAGCGAUAGGCCCACUGAUGUCAACGCCUUCCGGACCAAGCCUUUGACUGACGAUAUCAUUGCCCUGCUGGAUGCUGAAAACCUCAAGACGGUAGUGGGCGUUGCCCACGAUUAUGGCAGCGACUUUUUGUCGCGCUUGUACUUUUACCACCAGGACCGACUUGAAAAGCUGGCAUUUCUUUCUGUCGGCUACGCGCCCGUGGGCUUUCGGUUGGAUGUGGACGCCAUCAAUGCGGCAAGUCUGGCAGAUUUGGGAUACACGCAGUUCGGCUACUGGUACUUUAUGAACUCUUACGACGCAGGUCCCGUCAUUACCGAGAACCUUGAAUCCUUCUACUCAACCAUAUACACGUCGGACGCUGCGAGCUGGAUCCCUAAUUUCGCGCACAUAGGAGGGCUUCGCAAUCGGCUGACCAGCGGGAUCAGCACCGAACCCCUGGCCGGAUGGGACUCGCAAGCUCACAAGGACAACUGGAUGCGCCUCUUCAGCCGGCCGGGCGCGAUCGAGUCCGCCGUGGGUAUAUACAGACGUCUUAUGCGAGGUGUCAAUGCCGUGGACGAAGCUGGAGUAAACCCCAUGAAUGCCACUAUCCAUGUACCCGUGCUUGUCAUUGGUGGCUCGCAGGAUAAGGUCACUUUCGCCGAAGCAGCCGUGAACAACACAAGGACUUUUGCAAGAGACAAGUUUCGAGGUGUUGUACUUGACGGAGGACACUGGCUGCAGAUGGAGAAGGCCGACGAAGUCAGCUCGGAGCUACUCGAUUUUGUCAAUACUGCCUGA
This is a messenger RNA of Microdochium trichocladiopsis, 1008 nucleotides long. RefSeq names its product Alpha/Beta hydrolase protein. Lineage: Eukaryota; Fungi; Ascomycota; Sordariomycetes; Xylariales; Microdochiaceae. The record is from RefSeq and is a predicted model, not a curated record. The transcript is spliced from 2 exons. Gene Ontology annotation, molecular function: catalytic activity. The coding region runs from base 1 to 1008 and encodes 335 amino acids.